AUGUGGCUCAACACCAGUUCUUCACCAUUCCUGCUUACUUGUUUCCCAGGCAUGGAAAAGGUCCAUCACUUGAUUUCCAUCCCAUUGCUGGUGGUCUACAUUGCCAUACUUCUUGGUAAUUGAAUGCUUCUCUUUCUCAUCAGGGUUGACCAUAACCUCCACGAGCCCCUGUACUAUUUCUUGGCUAUGUUGGCAGCCACAGAUCUUGGAGUGACAGUGACCACAAUGCCCACAGUUCUGGAUGUCCUGUGGUUAAACCACAGAGAGAUUGCCCAUGGGGCCUUCUUCUCUCAAGCCUACUUUAUCCACACUCUUUCUAUUAUAGAGUCUGGUGUCUUGCUUGCCAUGGCUUAUGAUCAUUUCAUUGCCAUCCACAACCCCUUGAGAUAUUCCUCCAUUCUCACCAAUGCCAGAAUAAUGAAGAUUGGGAUGGGAGUACUGACAAGGGCUGGUCUUUCCAUUACACCAGUAAUUAUUCGCUUGCACUGGUCCUUUUGUCGAUCCCAUGUACUCUCCCCUGCUUUUUGUCUACACCAAGAUGUCAUCAAGUUAGCCUGUUCUGACAUCACCUUCUAUCGCUUUUAUCCAAUUGUGGUUGUAUUCAUAAUGGUUUUGUUGGACUUUCUCAUCAUCUUUUUCUCCUACAUUCUAAUCCUCAAGACUGUGAUGGACAUUGCCUCAGGGGAAGAGAGGACGAUGGCCCUCAACACGUGUGUCUCCCACAUCUGCUGCAUCCUCGUCUUCUAUGUUACUGUAGUUAGUCUUACAUUUAUCCAUAGAUUUGGAAAACAUAUUCCUGGAGUGGUCCAUAUUACAAUGAGCUACAUCUAUUUUCUUUUCCCUCCUUUUAUGAACCCUGUCAUCUAUAGCAUUAAAACCAAGCAGAUCCAGAGUGGUAUAAAUAGCUUUUUCUCUCUGCCUCAGUCUAAGACGUGA
Molecule: messenger RNA, 936 nt
Organism: Condylura cristata (star-nosed mole)
Lineage: Eukaryota; Metazoa; Chordata; Mammalia; Eulipotyphla; Talpidae
Product: olfactory receptor 51B6
Biological process (GO): G protein-coupled receptor signaling pathway
Cellular component (GO): membrane
Molecular function (GO): olfactory receptor activity; G protein-coupled receptor activity
Source: RefSeq, a predicted model, not a curated record